UACGAUAAAAUAUACAUGACCUUGGUUUCCAGAUGGCAUGUAUAUAUUGUUGUCCCUAUUAUAAAAGUCGGCGCUUUAUCUCUUUAGACAUUUCAACAUAAAUUUCGACAAAGUGAAAAUGAAAGUCGCAGUGUGUUUUCUUGCCUUUGUAAUUGGUUGUGCAUAUGCCAACUUGUGUUCAGACUCGAACCCAUGUGACACAAGUAUAACAACUUGCAGUGAUGGAUUGACAUUGACAUGUAUGGAUAUAGGAUCUACGGAUGGCAACCAUUGUGUAUGUGCUGGUAACGCCGGAGGACAUAUGUGCCAGGACGCUGGUGACUGUCACAAUGGUGGUCAUCAUUGUAACCAUGGUCACUGGGGCUGCGUUAACGGUCACUGUCAUUGUACGGGACAUAACGGCGGCGGCGGCGGCGGGCCAGGUGGCAAAUAAACAUUUCAGUUACUAUAAAUAAAAUGUUUGACACUUAAUAAUAAACUUAAUAUACAGUCAUAAA
Ruditapes philippinarum (Manila clam) is the source of this 497-nucleotide messenger RNA. RefSeq lists its product as uncharacterized. The transcript is spliced from 3 exons. The record is from RefSeq and is a predicted model, not a curated record. NCBI's taxonomy places the organism in Eukaryota, Metazoa, Mollusca, Bivalvia, Venerida, Veneridae. The coding region runs from base 119 to 433 and encodes 104 amino acids.